AAAAGUCACGGUUCAUCUCUAUAGUCUAUUGUCCAAUGAAUAAAGUAUUAUUGUCUCUGUCCAUCUGUCAAUUGUCGUUUCUUUCUUGGCUACAGAAUUUUGUGGCCGGUAUAAUUUAUAUCAGUGAUUGAUAGGAAAUUCAUAAAGAUAUCUCAAAAUGGUGUCACUAAAUCCCACCCGAAUUUUGAAAAAUGAAGCGGAGGAAGAAAAAGCCGAGGUGGCUCGUAUGUCCAGCUUCAUUGGCGCCAUCGCCAUAGGAGAUUUGGUGAAGAGUACUUUAGGUCCUAAAGGCAUGGAUAAAAUUCUGGUUUCCAUGGGAAGAAAUGCUGGUCAGGUUGAGGUUACAAAUGACGGUGCUACCAUUUUGAAAUCUAUUGGUGUGGAUAACCCAGCUGCUAAAAUUUUGGUUGAUAUGUCAAAAGUACAAGAUGAUGAAGUUGGAGAUGGCACCACAUCUGUAACCGUAUUAGCCGCUGAGCUGCUCCGAGAGGCUGAGAAACUGGUUGAACAGAAGCUGCACCCUCAAACAAUCAUUGCUGGCUGGCGCAUUGCUGUAGACGCAGCUAAACAAGCCCUUGCCGAUGCUAGCUUUGACCAUGAGAAGAGUUUCAACGAGGCAGCUCUCCGUGCUGACCUUGAGAACAUUGCUCGCACAACUUUGAGCUCCAAAAUUCUGUCCAACCACAAAGAGCACUUCACAAAGUUGGCAGUGGAUGCAGUACUCCGUCUGAAAGGCUCUGGCAAUCUAAAGGCUAUUCAGAUUAUCAAAAUCUCUGGUGGUCUGCUGGAAGAAUCUUUCUUGGAUGAAGGUUUCCUCUUAAACAAGAAGGUGGGAGUACAUCAACCCAAGCGCAUUGAGAAUGCCAACAUUCUGAUCGCCAAUACACCCAUGGACACAGACAAGAUCAAGGUCUUUGGAUCAACCAUCAAAGUAGACUCUAUGGCUAAGAUUGCUGAACUCGAAGUUGCUGAGAAGGAGAAAAUGAAGGACAAAGUCAACAAAAUCUUGGCACACAAAUGCAAUGUCUUUAUUAAUAGGCAACUGAUCUACAACUACCCUGAACAGUUGUUCGCUGAUGCCGGCGUGAUGGCUAUUGAGCACGCUGACUUCGAUGGUAUUGAGCGAUUGGCCCUCGUUACCGGCGGAGAAAUCGUCUCCACUUUCGACUCACCCGACAAGGUCAAACUGGGACACUGCAAAGUUAUUGAACAGGUACUGAUCGGUGACGAGUGCCUGAUCCGUUUCUCCAGCGUGGAGCUGGGCUCCGCGUGUACGGUAGUGAUCCGCGGCGCCACGCAGCAGGUCAUUGACGAGGCUGAGCGCUCGCUGCAUGACGCACUCUGUGUGCUCGCGGCUACUGUCAAGGAACCUAAAGUUGUUUAUGGUGGAGGUGCCAGUGAAAUGCUGAUGGCUGAGGCGGUAUCUCGUGUAGCAGCGCGUACGGCCGGUAAGGAGUCAGCCGCGGUCGAAGCAUUCGCCAUUGCCCUCCGCCGCCUGCCCUCAGCUGUGGCUGAUAACGCCGGCUACGACUCAGCUGACCUCAUCUCCAGACUCCGUGCCCACCAUGCGCAGGGAGAGACCACUAUGGGACUUGACAUGCAAGAGGGCCGCGUAGGUGACAUGAAGAAGCUUGGUAUCACCGAGUCGUACGUAGUCAAACGUCAAGUACUCCUAUCUGCCUCCGAGGCCGCUGAGAUGAUCCUUCGUGUGGACAACAUUCUGAAGGCGGCGCCGCGUCGUCGUGGCCCCGACCGUCGCCCUUGCUAGAACAUUCUAGAAACUCAAGCACUAAUGAAUAUAACCAGAAGUGACGUUCCAUUGCACACUGAUUGUUUGAAACAAAAUGUGUCUCAGAUUUUGUAUGUUUUCUACAAACUAUCAGUUUCAUUAGCACGUUAUAUCACAAGAUCCAGUGCAUCUAAGACUGAACUGGCCACUUCUGUUUAUUUUUGUUGUAUUAAUCGCAUUUGGUGCGGCGUGAGAAUGCUUUUAUAUCUGUACGAACUUAUCAAAUAACUUUAAGUUUAGCUUUACCAGUUUAGCCUUAUUAGUCACGGAAAAUUGCAUUUCUUAUGAAAAUGUCUUCUUUUAUGACUACACAAAUUUCUAUUGAAUAACAAAGAUUAAACAUACUGUAUUUACUUUUUAUGUAUGUUAUAAAAUAAGUAUUUUGAGUUACAAAAGAGGAAUUCUAUCAUUGAUAUGGUCACAUUUAAUUGAUUUCGACUUUAUACCUUCCUUCUUAUUCUAGAAACAUUAAGCUGCGCUAGUUUCAUUACACAUAGCUUUUAGUUCAAGUGGCCGUUAAUGCCUUGGUAUUAAUGUAUUAACUAAUAAUUUAAUAAAAUUUUAACAAACACA
Helicoverpa armigera (cotton bollworm) is the source of this 2362-nucleotide messenger RNA. It is a transcript of the gene CCT2, whose product is annotated as T-complex protein 1 subunit beta. Gene Ontology annotation, cellular component: cytosol; chaperonin-containing T-complex. Gene Ontology annotation, molecular function: ATP binding; ATP-dependent protein folding chaperone; ATP hydrolysis activity. Gene Ontology annotation, biological process: protein folding. The transcript has 10 exons. The coding region runs from base 158 to 1768 and encodes 536 amino acids. NCBI's taxonomy places the organism in Eukaryota, Metazoa, Arthropoda, Insecta, Lepidoptera, Noctuidae. The record is from RefSeq and is a predicted model, not a curated record.